Molecule: messenger RNA, 4380 nt
Organism: Mustela lutreola (European mink)
Lineage: Eukaryota; Metazoa; Chordata; Mammalia; Carnivora; Mustelidae
Gene: PHKA2
Product: phosphorylase kinase regulatory subunit alpha 2
Exons: 32
Coding region: 466-4236 (1256 amino acids)
Biological process (GO): glycogen metabolic process
Cellular component (GO): phosphorylase kinase complex
Molecular function (GO): calmodulin binding
Source: RefSeq, a predicted model, not a curated record
UGGGUUCCGCGGCGGGGGCGGGGGCGGGGCGGAAAGUGGGCUGCGGCCGGCGGGUGGGCUCCUCGCGGCGGCCGGCCCCGGGACUCCUCCAGACCGCUCGAAGACGUAAAAGGCCCGCCGGGGUCCUCGUUGUUUCACGUCCAGAACCUAGUUCCUCGCGUCUUCCGCGGGGCUGUCCGGGACCAGCGGGUGUGGAGAGUGCGGCCGGCCUGGUCCGGGGAGGGCCUGCCUUAGCGCCAGCCCUCAUCACCGCCCCCGCGUUUUGCAGAGGAGUGAAACUCUGGUUGGCUUGCUUUCCAAUCAUACUUUGGCUCUUUCAUUUUAAAAAGUCUCGAGCGCCCACAGCCGGGCACUGUCCCGAGAACUAACCCAGGCUGUAGUGUUUGGGAAGCAGGCCCGCUCGGCGGCCACAGUUUCGGGCGUCCCACCUCUGCACGGCCGGUCGGGCCCCGGCAGCACGCGGAGAUGAGGAGCAGGAGCAAUUCCGGGGUCCGCUUGGAUGGCUACGCGCGGCUGGUCCAGCAAACCAUCCUGUGCUACCAGAAUCCCGUCACAGGGCUGCUGUCAGCCAGUCACGAGCAGAAGGACGCCUGGGUGCGGGAUAACAUCUACAGCAUUCUGGCCGUGUGGGGCCUGGGCAUGGCCUACCGCAAGAAUGCAGAUCGUGAUGAGGACAAGGCUAAAGCCUACGAGUUGGAGCAGAACGUGGUGAAACUGAUGCGGGGUCUUCUCCAGUGCAUGAUGAGACAGGUGGAUAAAGUGGAGAAGUUCAAGCACACUCAGAGUACCAAAGACAGCUUGCACGCCAAGUACAACACCGCCACCUGCAGCACUGUGGUGGGCGACGACCAGUGGGGCCACCUCCAGGUGGAUGCCACCUCCCUCUUCCUCCUGUUCCUGGCCCAGAUGACUGCCUCUGGUUUACGUAUUAUUUUUACCCUUGACGAAGUGGCCUUCAUACAGAAUCUUGUUUUUUACAUAGAAGCUGCAUAUAAAGUUGCUGAUUAUGGAAUGUGGGAACGCGGAGAUAAGACUAAUCAGGGCAUUCCGGAAUUGAAUGCAAGCUCUGUAGGAAUGGCCAAGGCAGCUCUUGAGGCAAUUGAUGAACUGGACCUUUUUGGAGCCCACGGAGGACGCAAGUCCGUCAUCCAUGUCCUGCCUGAUGACGUCGAACACUGCCAGUCUAUUCUGUUCUCCAUGCUGCCAAGAGCAUCAACAUCUAAGGAGAUUGAUGCUGGACUUCUUUCCAUUAUCUCUUUCCCGGCCUUUGCAGUGGAAGACAUGAACCUCGUGAAUGUGACCAAAAAUGAAAUUAUUUCCAAGCUCCAGGGGCGUUAUGGAUGCUGUCGCUUCCUUCGAGAUGGUUAUAAAACCCCAAGAGAGGACCCAAACCGAUUGCAUUAUGACCCUGCGGAACUCAAGCUCUUUGAAAACAUUGAAUGUGAGUGGCCCGUGUUCUGGACAUAUUUCAUAAUAGAUGGGGUCUUCACCGGUGACGCCGUUCAGGUGCAAGAGUACCGGGAGGCCCUGGAGGGAAUAUUAAUCAGAGGCAAGAACGGGAUCCACCUGGUGCCAGAACUGUACGCCAUCCCGCCUAACAAGGUUGAUGAAGAGUAUAAGAAUCCCCACACAGUGGACAGAGUCCCUCUGGGGAAGCUGCCCCAUCUGUGGGGUCAGUCCCUAUACAUCCUCAGCUCGCUCUUGGCAGAGGGGUUCCUUGCCACUGGGGAAAUCGAUCCCUUAAACAGAAGAUUUUCCACUUCCGUCAAACCUGAUGUUGUAGUACAAGUUACUGUUCUGGCCGAAAACAGCCACAUUCAGGACUUGCUGAGGAAACACGGGGUAAACGUCCAGAGUAUUGCUGACAUUCAUCCAAUCCGGGUCCAGCCGGGCCGGAUUCUUAGUCACAUAUAUGCCAAGCUUGGACGGAAUAAGAAUAUGAAAUUGAGUGGGCGACCGUAUCGGCACAUUGGCGUUCUUGGAACAUCUAAGCUAUAUGUGAUUAGGAACCAGAUCUUCACUUUCACACCCCAGUUCACCGACCAGCAUCACUUCUACCUGGCCCUGGACAAUGAGAUGAUCGUGGAGAUGCUGAGGAUCGAGCUGGCCUACCUCUGCACCUGCUGGCGAAUGACAGGCAGACCCACGCUCACCUUCCCCAUCACCCACACCAUGCUCACAAAUGAUGGCUCAGACAUUCAUUCUGCAGUUCUUUCUACAAUUAGAAAACUAGAGGAUGGAUAUUUUGGGGGAGCCAGAGUAAAAUUAGGGAGCCUUUCGGAAUUUCUUACUACGUCUUUCUACACAUAUCUGACCUUCCUGGAUCCAGACUGUGAUGAGAAGUUGUUUGAUGAUGACAGUGAAGGGAGCUUCAGUCCCGAUUCGGAUUUGGGAGGGUACUUGGAAGACACCUAUAAUCAAGUUACAGAGAGCGAAGAUGAACUGGACCAGUAUAUCAACCACCUCCUACAAAGCACAUCCCUGAAGUGCUAUCUGCCCCCUCUUUGUAAGAAGACAGAAGACAGCCAUGUUUUCAGUGCCAUCCACUCCACUCGGGAUAUACUUUCCGUGAUGGCAAAAGCAAAGGGUUUGGAAAUUCCAUUUGUUCCCAUGACUUUGCCAACUAAAGUUCUGAGUGCUCACCGGAAAUCACUAAAUCUUGUUGAUUCUCCUCAGCCACUCCUAAAAAAGGCGCCCAAAGAGGACUUCCAGUGGCCCAGAGAUGACCAGGGUGACGUGGACUGUGAGAAGCUCGUGGAGCAGCUGAAAGAUUGUGCGAACCUCCAGGAACAAGCAGACAUUCUGUACAUUCUGUAUGUAAUAAAGGGCCCCAGCUGGGACACAAAUCUUUCCGGACAACACGGGGUCACGGUUCACAACCUCCUCAGCGAGCUCUACAGGAAAGCUGGCUUGAACCAGGAGUGGGGUUUGAUCCGCUAUAUCUCUGGCCUGCUCAGGAAGAAAGUGGAGGUCCUGGCGGAGGCCUGCACGGACCUGCUGUCACACCAGAAGCAGCUCACGGUGGGCCUGCCGCCAGAGCCCCGGGAGAAGACUAUCUCUGCUCCCCUGCCCCCCGAGGAGCUCACAAAACUCAUCUACGAAGCCAGUGGGCAGGACAUCAGCAUCGCCGUCCUCACACAGGAGAUUGUGGUCUACCUGGCCAUGUACGUCAGGGCACAGCCCAGCCUCUUCGUGGAGAUGCUCAGACUCCGGAUCGGACUGAUCAUUCAGGUGAUGGCCACGGAGCUGGCACGGAGCCUGAACUGCUCAGGAGAAGAAGCUUCUGAAAGUUUGAUGAACCUCAGCCCUUUCGACAUGAAAAGCCUCCUGCACCAUAUUCUCAGUGGAAAAGAGUUUGGCGUCGAGAGAAGCAUGCGCCCUAUCCAUUCCUCCACAUCCAGCCCUGCAAUCUCCAUCCAUGAAGUGGGACACACUGGGGUCACCAAAACCGAGAGGAGUGGCAUUAACAGGCUGAGGAGCGAGAUGAAACAGAUGACUAGGCGAUUUAGUGCUGACGACCAGAGGUCCAGCACCCCAUCCUCGCCCACUGGCACGUCAUCCUCAGACUCGGGCGGGCACCACAUUGGCUGGGGGGAGCGCCAGGGCCAGUGGCUCCGCAGGAGAAGGCUGGACGGAGCCAUCAACAGGGUCCCUGUGGGAUUCUACCAGAAGGUGUGGAAGAUACUUCAGAAGUGCCACGGUCUGUCCAUCGAUGGAUACGUGCUGCCGUCGUCAACGACGAGAGAGAUGACCCCCCAGGAGAUCAAGUUUGCCGUGCACGUGGAGUCGGUGCUGAACCGCGUGCCACAGCCCGAGUACCGGCAGCUGCUGGUGGAGGCCAUCAUGGUGCUGACGCUGCUCUCGGACACCGACAUGAACAGCAUCGGGGGCAUCAUCCACGUGGACCAGAUCGUGCGGACGGCCAACCAGCUGUUCCUGCACGACCAGGGUCCCCUGUGUUGGUGCAGAAGCAUGUCCCAUCAGAAACCCUGGCCAGGAGGAGGUGGCAGCAGUGGACCUGAAACCAGUGUCUGUCCGAGCAGGACUCCUGUGCUCCCCCCAGGAGUGCCACAGGAUCCCCUUCUAGGUUUGCUUUGCUGGAACAUUUGCUGCAACAUCUGGUCUCGGAGUCUGAAGAGGAAUUGGAAACUGGUCCCUUUUGAGUGCAGUGUGAACGGAGAAGCCAGCUUCAAUCGGCUCUCGCUGAGAGUUCCUGCAAUCAGUCGGCGGUGCUAGUGACACAUCUAAAGAUAGGAAGAGCCUUACUGCGGCAGGAACGGACCUUGACAAGGGGAACGUCUUACCAGGAUGUAGUCUGUCCGCUAGUCUGUAGUGGACCAAACUGUUUACCAAAUAGAACAACUCUGUCUUUCUGUGGAA